AAGAAUGCAUUGCUUCACCAACUUGGUAACAUACAAUCAGUCUUGGACGAAGAGUUACGUGAGCUGACUUUGAGAAUUGAAAGGUGCGAAAAGCUGGGAGCGGAGAACUCAAAGGAACUAAAACUUCUUGAUAAAAGGUUUAGUACGGAACUAUCGAAAUAUACCAAGCAAGGAGAAAACAUUCCUUAUAUUUUUGAUGCUCCAAACAGAAACCAAUAUUUUUCCGGACGAAUUCAAGAACUUCAAGAUCUUCAACGCAUUCUAAAACUUGACGAAACUGGGCAAGGACGGAAAUUUUGUAUAGGAGCAGUCUGUGGUUUAGGAGGUAUUGGUAAAACAACUCUGGUGACUCAGUAUGCUCACAAGAUGAAGAAUUAUUAUCGAGGUGGUGUUUAUUGGUUCUCGGCAGAAGAUGACAAUUUUUUUGAACAGUCUGUCAAUGACGCUGCUUUAAAACUCGGUGCGUUACUUGGCACUUUCGAGUUAACGUUGACCAAUACUCUUAUCAGAAUUGGCCAGACAAGUAAGCCAUGUUUAAUCGUCUUGGAUUGCCUAGAUCAACUAAAUCUUUCGCACAAUGUAUUGAAAUUUCUAUCCAUUGUUUCAAGACACAGUGACUCCGCUGCUGUUGUUUUGAUGACCAGAAGAAAUAAACGUCUUCUUAUUGAGGAAAUUUCAAGUCUUCAUAAAGAUCGCUGUCUUAGUCUGAAAUGUCUCGAAAUAGAAGAAGCGAAGCAGUUCGUGUUUGUCAGGACCGGGUUGACUGGUGAUGACAAGAACAACAGUGUCGCUAACGAGCUCGUUGAAGAGCUGGGAGGUUUGCCACUCGCUCUAGAGCAAGCAGGGGCUUGUAUUAAAGCACUUAGUUGCAGUUUAUCUGAUUACCUUGAGCAAUAUAAGACCGAACGCUUGAAGCUGCUGAAAAGACAGAAAGCACAGCCAGUAUCACUCUAUGAAUCAACUGAACGUCUCGCAGUUCACACGACAUGGUUGUUAAAUAUCAAGCACAUCAAAGAGAGCCCGGAUGGCGCACAUGAUGUCCGACUUAUGAACGCGUAUGCAUUCCUUAAUCCAAAUGAGAUCGAACAAGAAUUAAUUAAUGUCGGUGAUCGUCCAAUUGAAGAUAAAGCAUUUCGGGAUUGUGUGAGCUCGCCUCUCGGCUGUCGUCGACUUAUUAAACUGUUAUCUGAUUUUUCACUUUUCAUGUAUGUCCAAGCGCACUCUGUUAGUACCCAUCGAUUAGUCCAAGAGCUAGUCAGAGAAAAUCUUGAUCCUGAAGAAAAAGCUAAAAGUUUUGUUGAUGCAGUUCACUUGAUUUCUUUUGCAUUUUCCAAAUGCACAUCUCCGAAAAAUCUGCUGGGUAAUGUUGGUAUUGAAGAACGCUUCAGAACCUAUGAUUUGCCUAAAAGUCCUUCUCAUUAUUACUUGUGGUCUAAGCUUUGUUUUCAUGUUCGUCAUCUCCGACAGAAUGUGGAGAAGUUGCUAGCAAUUCUUGAUCCACAAUGCCUAGCUUCACUUUUCGUUUUCGAAACUGCCAAAGUUUUUUAUGAAUGCGUUGUUCACUUAAGUGCUAGUCAGAAACAAGAAGAGGCUAAGCGCACUCUAAAUUUUGCUUACCGAAUGUUAGAUUGGAUUCCUUUAGUGGAGUGCGCCGCAGUAGAAAGUAGUCUUUCUGAUAACUCUCUUUUUCCUUCUCGUAUUCCUUUACCGAAAUUGCUUCAGAUUUUGAUCAAGAAAAGUUGUGUGCCUCCUAUUAAUUCCCUCGAAUCUCUUGACGAACAGCCUAGUGCGGUAGCCAAAGAUUCUGGUUUUAGUGAGUUAGAGAAAAAUGUCGAGAAGCACAGAUUAGAAGGAAACAAGAGUUUUAAACGUGGCCAGUACAAAGAAGCAGUCGAUGCUUAUUCUACUGCAAUAGAUAUGAGUAGGGACACACCUGUCUUCAACGCUUUAUUGCUGACUAACCGUGCUUCAGCUUAUAUCAAACUGAACAAGCUUGAUGACGCUCUGAAAGAUGCAAACGAAUAUAUAUCGCGAUUCCCAGAUUGCUGGAAGGGAUAUGCUAGAAAGGCUUUGGCACUUAGAGAGAAAGUCAGUGCUGAAAUCGCAGCUGCUAUUGCUUAUUACCAUUGUUACGAAAAAGAUGGUAUUUGUAUUUUUUCGGAAUAUAAGCCAUUCACAGACGCCUUCUCAGGCCUAAAGGAACGCAUUGACAUAUGUAAUACUGUGUUACAGUUGAUUGAUGCACUGGAGUCAUGCAACACGCAAGAUCUAGACUGUCUGCGAGUUCUCGUACUUGGAUCAAAAGAAUAUAUCAUACAUACGAAUACGACCAGAUUUCUUAGGAGGGGCUACAUCCCUUGUAUUUUUGUAAAUAACUGCAUCAUAGUUGGUGCAAAACCUGAUUGUUCUGUUAGUUUGAAACUGGAAGGCAAUGCAAGCCUUGAUUUGUAUGAAAAAUGCAUGUUUACAAAUCUCUCUUUUGCUAUUAAGAAAGGGCAAAUCAAUGGUUACUCUGGUUCUUGGGUUAAAUUUCAUAACUGCCAUUUUACUUCCAAUAGUGAUAUUUUAGCCGCUGUUACGUCAAACGCUGUGUUUAACGCAGAACGAUGUCAUUUUUUUGACUGCAAAGCCGGAGGACUGCUUUGUGUAGGACCUGGCAAUAUGGUUGUUGAUAACUGCAUAUUUAAAGGUAAUGCAAAAGCUGGCUUAGAAGUGCGCGAAAAUGGAACACUGACAGUGAGAAAUAGUCGCAUGUAUUACAACCAUUGGGACGGGUUGACAAUAGGACCUACAGCGGCAAAAUGUGAUGUAUUUGAUUGUCAAAUUUAUCACAACGCUCGCGAAGGAGUUGCAGUUCUGGAUGCCUCAAAGUGCGUUACUCUCAUGCGAAAUCAUAUUUUUGGAAAUGACGAGAAUGGUAUAUUCGUGAGGGAUUCUGAAGUUGAUAUGAGGGAGAACAAAUUUUUUGAUAAUGAAUCUUGGGGCAUUUGGUCGCAAAGUAAUUCCUGGUGUAAAGUUUCAAUGAACGAAGUGUUCCGCAACAAACGUGGAGGAGUUCGUGUUGGAAAACGGCUCGCAGGAGAAGAAUUCCCUCCAUCAGUUGUUGAAUUGAACAAAGUCUAUGAGAACUUUGGCCCUGCAGUGGUUGAUACCAUUAACAACUUUGAAGACCCCCGUCUUGCUGCGUGGGAGUCAAACGUAUCGGAAGCGAAUGGUGAUUUUAAAUCAGCAAAAUACGAUCGAAAUGUAAAGUACAAUAACAGAGAAAGAUUUAUCGUUAACCAAUCGAAAUCGUCUUCGUCUUGGUGUUCUGGGUGUUUUGGAAAGUGCGAAAAUUUGAAACGGUGUGGAAAGUGCUUCACUGCCGGGUAUUGCAACGCGAACUGUCAAAGAGAGCACUGGUCAAAACACAAGAAAUUGUGUAAAGUUUUACGCGAGAAAUCCAGCUUCAUGAUUACUUCAAUGAAGAGGGUUGGUUCUGACGGCCGCGAUAGUGUUAAUUGUCACGCAAAAGGUCUUGCUGAAGUUGGUCCGAAUUACAGUACUCCUCGGUCACGAAAUGGUAAACGAUUCAUUGUUAAGUUGCAAACGGAUUUUGAAAGUGUUGCAUUUGGUAAGCGACACAUGCUUGUGAUUUACGACCGCAGUCUUACUGUUUAUGAGCACUUUCAGGCUGAAGUUAUUGAUCAUCUUGUGAGAGACUUUGGCAUCCUUUGUGAAAGGAAAUACGAAGAGAAAAAGCUUUUUCUUCACUGCGUUUUUGAAAAGAAUGGAAAACUUCGACUGUUCAUUAAUGAAUUUGCCGACUUUCAAACAUGGUGA
Messenger RNA from Paramuricea clavata, 3822 nucleotides. The record is from the annotation of a GenBank genome assembly. NCBI's taxonomy places the organism in Eukaryota, Metazoa, Cnidaria, Anthozoa, Malacalcyonacea, Plexauridae.